This is a messenger RNA of Amoebophrya sp. A120, 4067 nucleotides long. The record is from the annotation of a GenBank genome assembly. NCBI's taxonomy places the organism in Eukaryota, Dinophyceae, Syndiniales, Amoebophryaceae.
CCCGGUCCGGUGGAUGGCGGGAAAGGUGGGAACUCGAUGAACCUGGAACGAACCGUCCGCGGGCAGGGACAAGCAGUAGACGAGCUGCCUGUCAUAGAGACAUCCAGUUUAUCGGAAACGUCGUCAGUAGUCUCUCCUUCGUCCUCCGAAGCUGAAUCUGUGUCCCCAGUGCGUCGUGGGCCCAAGAGGCCGAAGAAAGCUGCGAUGCCGAAGCACGCACCGUUGACAAAGCGUGGACCGGGGCGCCCGAAGAAGAUCGUGGCGCCGGCCAAGAAAGAGUACUGUCCGGAUAACCGAGAAAUUUGUGCAUCCGCGAAAAAUAUUGACGCAGACGAUGAUGAAGAACAGAGCGGAGCCGGCGAAGAUUUGAACCUUUCACCUGCAAUUGCUACGAGUACAAACAACGAGCUGAACAUCAAAAAAACCAAUUAUUACCCGAAAAGUAUGGUAACCCGUUCCCACCAAGAGCAGCGGCAGGUCGGGCUUCAGGGCCACCAGGUCAUCUCGCCGGCGGUAACACAACAGGGCACAACUACUCUGUCGGGGCCCCAGGAGGUGGUGAAAGAGACACUGUUGCCAUUAAGUCCCGAGGUGCGCCACCAAAAUCGCAUGAUAUCUCCACCAGCCGCGGUUGCAACCGGAAGAGACCAGCGACAAGUACCGCUGCCACGGCAAAAUGGUCCUGCGACAACCCAGGCUUGGUUUUUCCCGGCUGUUUCUCGCAAUGCAUCUCACGAGGAACAAGCAGGAGCAAAGAAUGCGCGGCGCGCUGAACAACGUGUUGACAGCCUGGGGAAGAAUCCGCAUCUCAGUGCGGUGCACCCAAACACUGCUCGAAGGAUUCGGCUGGGGGGACCGUCGCAGCCGAUCAGCAGGGGUUCUGCGGACGUGGAAGCCGGUCGGCGGCAACCUGGUUCCUCGCAAGAUCCAGCGAAGAUUCCUCGAGGGAAAGAGACUGCGGUGGUUGACGUGGCAGGGCAAAUGACAAAAGAACAGAAAAAUAUUCACGGCCACAUCCCCACUCCAGCUCGGCAAGAUAAUCCGCACAUGUUGACCAGAGAAGAACGACCUAUCGCUGGUGCUCCUCCUGUUCAGAAGAACAACAACACGAGCUUGACCUCAGGAAAGGUUGCUCAGAUUCGGGCUGAGAUAGAACAGCGUGUAGAACAUCACAGCAAGCGAAGAAAUGUGCAAGAGGAAAGCAGUAGAGUGAAGACAAACGACGGGAACAAAGUAACAAGCGAAGAAGUACAACUGGGGAAAAAAUCGAUCGUGUUUGUUGAGGAGAAAAAGGAGGACCUGGUGUCUCACUCUGUCGGCGCCUCUCGGAAACCACAAGAUACAGUAGAACCAGCGAUAGUACAAGACUACACAGCGACUACUUCAACACACCAAUCUUUACAGAAUGCCAUAGCACCCAGCCAUACACCUGCAAAAGCUGAACUGGCGAUCCAGGUUGAAAGGUUCGAGCACCAGAUGUUGAACCAAUUUAGCAGUAUGACGCCCCGGGGAACGAUCUCGAGCGCAGGGGCCAGUCAGGCGCCUAUAAUCCCCCAUGACGACCGGGAAGAGCGGCGGCGGCGCAGGGACGAGAAGAAACGCCAAGAGGGACUUGUUUGCAAUCAGCCACGGAGCAGCGCCGAGGCGUUGGACCCGGCGCAGCCUGGACAAGACCAGCGGCAGGGGUCACGCCUGGGAAUAACCUCUGCGGGCUCGCUGGAUUUUGAGGUGGCGCCGGUGAAAACGUCCUCUGUCCUCAGUACACCAGGAGGAAGACAAACUGCCUCUGUAUUGCCCGGCGGACCCCCGCUCCUGUCUGGCCCCGGACAGUCGGCUUCGUCUUGGAGGAACGCAAUGUUGAUGCCCGGCCUGCCUGUUCCAGGGCAAAGCUCGUCGUCAUCCACCGCAUUCUCCAGCAGGUCGGGUUUUUCGCACCUACCCUUCGCGUUCGCACCACCAACUUCUGCAUCUCAUGUUCCGCCCACUGCACAGGCAAUUCCGGGGGUCGUAGUGCCAUCAGUACCUCCGCAGUCUGGUCUUUUGUUUUCGGACUUGCCGUCCGGGAUCGCGGUGGCUCACGCGGCGUCGUCCUCUACCUCCAGCGCCGGCGUGGUAGCACUUCUUGGACCGCAACACCAGACGCGUCUGCCAGAAAAGCCCAUGCUAGACGCGAACUCAAAUAAGAGAAGUUUGCAGUUUGGACCCUCCGAGAAGAUGCUGCAGUCGCAUCCCGAAUUGUCUUCAUCUUCGUCCAAAUUGCCGCUAGCGUUGCGGCAAAAAGACACGAAAGUGCAGCCAAACUCGUUGUUUAAUCCGUACCAGAAAGUUCCCCUACCUCUCGGUGAGGACGAUUCCGAAUCUUCGGAAGAGUCAGCACAAGUACCUGAAACAAAGCGCAGAAAAGACAGCGCGGGCCACGCUGCGGAGAAACGCGCGCACGACAAGCGUCCCGCAGUUUCUCUCGUGCCCCCGGCCGCAGCUCCGUUGCCUCUACCCGAGGAGCAGAGAGGUCGUCAGCGUCCUCAAGCGAGAAGUACUGCUAGAAAUUGUUCUGCACCUCGCGGCUCCUCUUCGACGGGCGCUCAAGGGCGGGGACCCCUGAACAAAGUUUACGUCACCCGGUCUGUUGCACGCGAGAUGGAAGAGUCUCUGGCUCGGGAACGGGGGCAAGAGCAGCAAGGGCACGUCGAAAGAGAAGAGCCAAGAAAGAUGGAGGUACCUCCGAAAGGAAAAGCGGGAAACGCUCGGUCGAGAUCUCGUGCACGAGAGCAGCAGCAGAUCAUGCAGGAGAGGGACGAACACGAACAGAAGGUCGUUGGAAAGAAGGUGUACAACACUCGAGCGCGGGCAGCUUCGCAGGCACGGGCUACUGACAUCCGGGAAGAUUUUCAGGAUGACGACGACGGAGGCAGAUUGCCGCCUGGGGCUAGCCUCAUGCCGGGAGGUACGAAAGUAGUUGCGUUGUGGUCGGCUUUCAUCUGGGCACGUGACUGUCGCAAAAUGUUUUUGUUUACAUACUUGCUCGUCUCUGUCUUUGCCGUAUCAUCUUCCUGUCUCAUUCAUCUUCAUAUUCCCACGUCGUUUAUCUUUAUCCCUGUAAGGUAACAUUCGGUACCGCGGCGUGGUGAUCCCGGCUUUUGAGAAUUGGAGUCCGCGGUCAGAAACCCCAUAUGACGAGGACGGCAACUUGCUGUUGGAUCGGGUUCACGAACUCUACGCAGACAAGCUUCUGCCAAUUGAGGACGCGGUUGACCACCAGUUCGCCCUCCCAGAACAACAUCGCGAGGACCGGGACAAACCGAAAACGCAACGCGUGGAAAACCGCACCGACAACGAGACCAAGCUCCAGCUAUUACAGCAGGGUAGUCGAAGAGGUGGACAAGAACCUCCCUCAGGCUCUGCCAACCAGCAAGCGAUGAGCCACGUAGGCGCAAGCAGUUCAUCCUGGGCGCCCGCGACAAGCAGCAGGGGCGAGCAUGUUGUCGGAGGUCCGACGGUAAUAUUUCGACCUCCGGGGCGGGCGGGUUCCGGGGCUACGGUGGACACCGACGUCGUGAUGCAAGACGCGGAGGACGCUGUCAUGGAGGAUGUAGUGGAAAAUAAUCCUCUUCCAAAACGACCCGAAAAUCAAAAUCCUGCGAACCAUAACAUGGCGGCACCCUCGUCGCCAAACGCGUCCUCCACAAGUGAAGAAGAGGAUUCUGACCCGGAAUGGGUCCCACCAAAGGAGGAGGAACCUGUAGUCCACCCAGUCGUGCCGAUGAAACGGGGUCCCGGUCGUCCGAAGGGCUCGAAAAACGUGAAAACCGCCAUGAAAGUUGCACCCGUCCGGGGCGGGCGGGGACAAUCUCGACCCCGCAACGGUGGAGGCGGAAACAGCGGUGCUGGUGCAGCAGGAGGUGGUACUGUCGUCGCGGCCACAGCAUCUGCUAGUUGCUCUGGUGCAGUAGUCCAAGGACGAGGACCCCUACGAGCAGCUGCACCCAGUGGUCAGCAGCAAGUAGAGCGGGGGGAGACGGAGACCACUAGACCAGCACCCGCGGCCGCUUCGCGUCCGCAGCAGCAGC